CGAGAACAAAGGGAGCAUGUGGUAGCGGCACGAGCACUGGCAAUGCGAGCUACGUAUUUACAUACUCGCGCUGCCCACUUCCCUGCUCACUGCCGUGGAAGUGGGCUGCAUGUACACCCGGUAUAAGGAUUUUUGGUGAAUGUUUGUUUUUAGUGACGUUAAAGAUUAAUAGUAGUAGUUUGCAACAAUAAACGCAGAAAAGAUGUGAAAAUGAAGUUUCACAGAAUACCUAGAGAUUUUAACAUGAGGAAGUUGUGGUUACAUGCUAUAAGAAGAGAAAACUUUACUUCCAGUACAACAACGGUAAUUUGUGGAAAGCAUUUCACUCCAGAGGAUUAUGAAGUUAAUGUUCAUGGAAAUAAUGUGCUCAAAAAGUCGGCAGUUCCAUCUGAGUUUGAUUUUCCAGCCCAUCUCAAGAAAGAACCUAGACAUCGAAGGGUUUUAAAAAGAAAACAUGGAGAAUCCAACUCAAAAGCAACAGAACAAACUUCGGAUAUUGGUGAAGUAGAAGAAGAACCUGAAAAUGGCGAUCAUGUUGAUGAUUGAAAUAUAUUGGCAGCUGAUCCGUCAAACGUAACACAAAAACUAGGAUUUUUAGAAUCAAGUGAACCUUCAAACAUAUGCAAUUUAAGGUAAGUGUCGUUGAACUUUGAGUUUCUCAUUUGUUAGAACCUUUUUUUGUUUGUAGAUCAUAAGAUCCCCCCAUAGCACG
Acanthoscelides obtectus is the source of this 712-nucleotide messenger RNA. The record is from the annotation of a GenBank genome assembly. Lineage: Eukaryota; Metazoa; Arthropoda; Insecta; Coleoptera; Chrysomelidae.